UCCUCAUUGGGCUGCCAGUUUCUCGGCUGUACGCGGCUGCACGAGUGUUUACCUCUGCCUCGAUAAACGAUAUUAUCAUUAUUAUUGUUAUUAUUAUUGUUAUUAUUAUUAUUAUUAUUAUUAUUCGUGACCUUAUCCGGCUUGGAAUCGGUUUCAAGAUCAAUUUUAAGAGAGAGAGAGAGAUAAUAAUAACAACAAAAACAAAAACAAUAACAACAACGGCAAAAGGAAGAGGAGAGCUCGCAGAGGUCUCUUUUUUUCCGUCUCUCGAGUCAAGGACGCACAGAUUCUGCGAGUGCAGCUUCUGAAUUGGUUGGAAGCUCACCGUGUCGGCUCGUCGUCUCUGGAUAUAUUGAUCUUUCGUUCCCUUUUUUUUUUUCCUUUUCUUUUCUUUUCCUUUCCUUUCCUCCCUCCGUCCCUCUUUUGCGCAACAUCGAGAGAAACUCUCGCGAAACUCACCGAGAGGGCGAGGACGACAACCGUGUUCUCUUCUUCUGGCUCUGUGUGACACCGCAGACGGGAGUUACACCCACCUUCGACGUAAGGAAGACGCAGCUGAGGGUGGACGCGGGGGAGUUUUUCGAAAGGAAGGAGGAACGAUGGCCACUUACGCGACCUACAGACACGUCGAGCUCGACAAUGUUGGAUACGGGAAGAAAAGGGUGUUGAAACCCCCUGGUGGCGGAAGCAGCGACAUUUUCGGCGCGGCGCCCGAAGAGACUAGCCCCCGCCGCGUGAAGAACCACAACCAAUCGCAGCUGGGCUCCGCUUUGUUCGGCGAUACAGCACCGAACAACAGCAACAGCAACGAAACGCCGCGCAACAAGCCCGGUAAUGAUUCAUACAAUCGCCUGUUUGGCCCUCCCGAUGCCCCACCCACCACCCCAAACGCGAAAAAUCACAUGCGCAGCAAUAUCUCCCUCAGCGGGGAGUCGAUGUCCUCGUCGGUGUCGUCGGGCGCCGCAACGUCGCCCGCGAAGAGCACCGGAAGCUCGGACUCGAUCGCGGGCGUUCUCAACGGAUACGCGGCCAGCAAUGGCAACAAUAUGACCAACGAUGUCACAGCUUUUAGGAGAAUCAAACGAUUUCGUGGAUCGUCCUGCUUAAUGCGCAACCCGGUCACCGGAGACGGAGUUGACGUGACGCCUAUAAGGCGCAGCACACGAAGGUGUCGAGAUGGCAACCCGGUAACCGGAAUUGGUUAUGGAGAAUCACAAAACAACGGACCAGCUGUGCAAAAUGGAACGACUAGCUCGAAUUCCAGCGAGAAAUCGAACGAUACAUCGCCAGCAGCAAAAGUUCCGGCACGCACACGCGUGCCACCUGGUGGAUAUUCAUCCGGACUGUGGUAAAAAUCUGUGGCCUCUUGGACAACCGCUAAUCGGCAUUUUCCUUUCGAUUGGCGUAAACCCUUCCAGUAUUGGUAAAUUUGAAGAAAAUCGGAUCUUCAUUAAUAUCACUUCAAGAAUAUUGCUGUGAAUUGGUUGAUCCCUUAUUUCGAUCAAGAAAAGGAAGGAAAACUGAUUGUACGAAUUCUUUCGAAUGAUGAAUUGUAUUUUUCUGAUUUAUAUUAUUCAUAUGUGACGAUAGAUAGAUGUGUCAUGUUGAUCUUUGUAGUUAGAUUCGUUUCAAUAUUAAUUAUGGUUCGUGAUUUAUAUCGUUCGUUUGAAGUACGAAUGAGUUUUUAUAUUACGUAGAUUGAAAAGAAGUGGAAAUUUAAAGAUUAUAUGGUAUAAAUACGAGUUAUUCAGGUUUGUAUUGUAUUCUAAAUUUAUAUUCCAAAAAUCGUAUCUUAUUUGGAUUUAUUCAUAAGUUACAUUCGUUAUUUUCACUUUUUUAUAUUCGACUAUUUUUUGUUUUAUGUUCUAGAUUUUCCUCUCUGACUUAUCAUUGAGGUUAGUUAAUGAUGUUCGUCUUUUAUUUAUUUAUUUUUCUUUCGCGUUCUUUUUAUUGAUCUUUCUGUUCAAUUGAAAGAAAUCGAUUUUUACGAUGACUAAAUAAUAUUCUUUCGUUAAGUUAGACAUUGCACUGGAAGGGUUAAUAACAACAACACAGAGAAAGUAAACUGAAAAGAGCAAACUGUCAUCUUUGUGACAAUUCUUAGGUCCUAAUUGCCGAAGCGAAUAGAAUAGUUGUUCGGUUUUCACUAUAAAAAAAAGAAAAAAAAGAAGAAAAAUGAAAAUAAAUACGUCAUUCCUUUUCUCUUCUGAAAAUCCCCAUUUUCAUGAUUUUUUUGUAAACGCAUAAUUUUAUUCAGGGGAAAAUAAAAAUUGUUCAUUUUUUGAAUCAUGAAAGAUACGAAAAAUUUUUGAAGGAGGAUGUAAGAUAGUUUUUCUCGAAUAUAUCUUGUUUUCGAGAGAAUUUUUGCCUCUCUACCCCUUUCCAAUGUCCGGCCGUUCUCUUUUGAACUGCACCUUUCUAUAAUAUUCCAGAGAUCGUGUUAUUCUAAGGUAUCGAUAUUCUUUGAACCGUUAAUCCUACAUUGAUAAGAGAAUAACGAGAACAGAGAGAGUAAGAAACAGAAAAAAAGAAUGAAAGAAGAAAAAAGUAUGGAAUUAUAUUAUAAAAGGAGAGAGAAAGACAUAAAAGACGAAUAAAAUGAUUUUUUUCUUUCUUUUUUUUCAUGGAGUAUUUCGAAAUAUAAAAAUUAUGAAGGAUGUAGAAAGGGAAAGAAAAAAUAGAUCGAUUGAAAAAUGAAUCCUGCCAAAUUUUGAAAGGUAAAAAAUUAAAAGUGAACGCCAUGAAAAUCACGUUUUAAAUUGAUAGACUGUUGUCGAUUGAUUUUUUCUUCGGAUAAAUAAAUCAAAUCGUAACUUGUUUGAUGAUGAAUAGCGAAAAAUUAAUGAAAAAAAAAAAAAAGGUACGAACGUCCAGAAUGAAAUAGAGAGAUAGACCGUGAUUAACUUGAAUGUAAUAAGGAAUAAUUAUAAAAUUAGAAAACGUUCGAUAAAACCUCGGAAUUGUAUAUUAGAAGUAGGCAUGUGUUAUUUGAAAGAAAAAAAAAAGUAAUAACAAUAAUAAUAAUAUUAAUAAUAAUAAUAAUAAUAUUAAUAUUAAUAAUGAUAAUAAAAAUACAUCAUAUAUAACCCAUUAAAAAAAAUAUGGUCAAGUGCUUUCUUAAUUUUUGUGCCUUUUUAAUAAUCGUAUCUAGUUUUUUCUUCUGCAUGAACGCCAUUUGUAUAAUUUUAUAGAGAGCACAGUUCCUUUUUCUUUAUCGAUUGUUUUAAGUUUUUUCAUUCAUUCGGUAAAAAAAGAAAAAAAAAGGAAAAAACGGAAAAACGACUUUCAGGCAUCGAAGAAUAAUAAUCAUGAAAAUAAUAUUAAUAGUAAAUUUACUAUUUACGCAAAUAAUCAUCCUUAAUCGAUCAAUAUACAUAAAGGAUUAGGUUUAAUUCUAUUUAUCGCUGUAAUACUUACUCUUUUUGAAACAAAGAUUCAACAUAAUUCUAUCAGACGAAAUAAUCAAUAAUCAUUCAUUUUUUAUAGUUGUUCGCUAUUUGCUUUUUUGUUAUUUCACAAUAAUGUAAGGAAUUGUAUUUAUUAUUUCAUAGUAAGAUUCGUGCACACGAUUUCUCUUACACUCGAAAUAAAAAAAAAAGAAAAAGAGAAGAAAUGAUAUUUCUUCAUCAUUUUGGUGUGAGUAAAAAAUUAUAUUGUUUGUAUUGCAUCAUAUUCUCGUCUCAUAAGUAGCUCUUUUGUACUCUGGCAUUAAUUAAUAAAAUUUUGUAAGCAA
Molecule: messenger RNA, 3733 nt
Organism: Apis mellifera (honey bee)
Lineage: Eukaryota; Metazoa; Arthropoda; Insecta; Hymenoptera; Apidae
Gene: Jupiter
Product: microtubule-associated protein Jupiter
Exons: 5
Coding region: 600-1352 (250 amino acids)
Cellular component (GO): nucleus
Source: RefSeq, a predicted model, not a curated record